Messenger RNA from Megachile rotundata (alfalfa leafcutting bee), 5167 nucleotides. RefSeq lists its product as uncharacterized. The record is from RefSeq and is a predicted model, not a curated record. Lineage: Eukaryota; Metazoa; Arthropoda; Insecta; Hymenoptera; Megachilidae. Gene Ontology annotation, cellular component: nucleus. Gene Ontology annotation, molecular function: zinc ion binding.
AUGUCGACGUACAAACAAAACGCUGCGUCCCUAACCUGCUUUUGAAAAACGCGUCUCGUUGGCAGCCAGAACAUCGUGGUAUCCUGCGGGGAAGGUCGGAAACGUUUACGUCCAUCAUGGACGAAGUGGACGAAUUACAAAAUAUGGAAAGUGUGUGUAGGCUUUGCCUUUCUACCGACGAACCAAAAUUGUCGGUAUUUGGGGAACAAGAAUCCCCGGUAUCAUUAGCCAAUAAAAUACAAGCCUGCUUGUCAAUUGAGAUUUUAGCCACGGACAGGUUGUCAACACAAAUAUGUGCAGAAUGCGUUAAAAAUGUGAACCAAUGGCAUAAUUAUAAAGAAGCGUGUCUUCGCUCCCAGGAUAAAUUACGUUCAUGGUUGGAAAAACAUGUACAAACAGGUCCACUGGUUGUAAGUAUUAAGAGUGAACCUAUAGAUCUGGAAUUUUAUGAAGAUAACAUUGAAGUGAUCUCUGAAUCCACAAAUGAGUCAGAUUUGGAGCCAACUAAUAUUGAAGACACCCCAAACAAUUUGGUAAAUAAUGUUCAUGUUCAGGAACUAACUGAUAAUGAAAUAGAAAUAGAUAGAGAUCGAUCAGCAUUAACUGAUAAUGAAACGUAUUCAGAGAAAGAUCAAUCAGUCUUAACUGACAAUGAAAUAUAUACAGAGAGAGAUCAACCAGUGCUCACUAAUAAUAUAACAGAUGUAGAGAGAGAUCAGUCAUCACUAACUGAUAGUGAGAUAGAUGUAGACAGAGAUCAACCAUUGUUGACUGAUAAUGAAAUAGAUAUAGAAGGAGAUCAACCAACACUCUCAAAGGAAAUAGAUAUAUCUAUAAAGUUAGAACCACAAGAGGACUAUGAUACAGAUUGUACUAUAGAGAUAGAAUCUGUUACAGGUGGUGAACUACAGAAUCAGCUUCCAAAUAAGGAAGAUACGGUUAUGGAAGCUGAUUCUACACAAAAGUUUAAUGCAUCUGCAACAGUAAACAAGAAAAGAACUAGACGGGGUCCGCACACCCACUUUAGAGGAACAAAAGUUUUUAAACAGAAAUGUGUACAUUGUCAAAUUAUUUUGCAUUCUAAACAGUCUUACGCGAAGCACAUGGAAAGAUUUCAUACCGCCAAACAGAAUGGUACUGCCGAGCUGACAGAAUUACAGGAUGGCGAAGAAUUGGUCGAAGAUUUGGAAGAUGAAUUGAUGAGCAUGGAGAAGGAUGCUCCCUUGACUCAAGUACAACAGAACAUUAUCAGUCAAUUAAAAACUUAUUCGUGUUACACGUGUCAGCAACAUUUCAGCGAUCGCAGGAACACGCUUAAUCACAUUCGUCAACACAUGCCCGAUUUAAGACCGUACACGUGCAUCGCAUGUAUGACAGAGUUUCCAGAUCGAUCGAUGUUCAAGCUUCACUGCGAAGUGUCGUUUGAAUGUGCAAUGAAAAUUGCUUUGGUUAUACCAAAACAGGGCGAGGAAAAGUACUUCACGUGUAAUAUGUGUUUGCGCGCCAUGCGAAACAGAAGGGAAUUACUUAGCCAUCUGUCGCAGCACUCCGACAAGCAGUAUGAGGAGUUGAUAUCACCUUCACGAUCUCCUCCUAAAUUGAAACCAAUGGCGCCUUUGCCACCGCCUAAACCAAAACAAACGAAUAAAGUGCACGAAGGAGGUCUGCAGAUUCCUCAGCCUUACAAUAAUGGCGAUUCUCUGUACAAUCACCCAUGUGACUUAUGCGGAAUGAUCUAUAAGUUUAGACCUAACAUGUUGAGGCACAGAAACUUGUGUUUACAUUUGCCACCAGAGAGCAGGACAUCCUAUAGAUGUGUUCACUGUGGACUGACGUUUCUUGUGUUUAAAAAGUUUCACAGUCACAUUGUUAUGGACCAUAAAAAGAAAGAUUUUGUUUGUUCCGUUUGCAACGCCAAAUUUAGAUCUCCAAGUGACUACCUGACACAUCACGAAUCGCAUCGUGGUACUCGUAAUAAAAAGCCGUCGAUUGAAAACAAUCACGAAUCAAUGACGACCAUGCCAAACAUAUCAACGCCUAUCAAAGACUGGGACACUUUUGAGGCUGAAAUAAACGCGAACAAAAUAACCAAUAGCAAUAAGUACAGUUGUGCUCUUUGUAACUUGGAAUUUGCUACCAGAACCGAACUAACAGAGCACAGGAAUCUUCACCUGAAAGUGAAGAUUUAUUCGUGCGUUAUUUGUCGCAGCAUGUUCAGCAGUGCUGGUGCUUUGGAGAUCCACAUGAAGGAUCACGGUAUAGAAGAUCCAGGCGAGAGGGACGCAAACAUCUCGUGUGUGGAAUACGGAACGACUAAGAACGAGGUGGAAGACACAAAGCCAUUAAAUAUGACCGCCGUUUCGGAUCCUGGGGCGACCAAAAAUAGUAAAUGCACCAUGUGCAGUAAACAAUUCUCGAACUACGCAAAUCUCAGACGACAUGUAAGAAACGUGCACAAAACAGGCAAACCGUACGUACAUUGUCCCGAAUGUACUCGGGUGUUCAGAAGUACCGAAUCGUGCCAUCGUCAUGUGACGUUGCAGCACAAAUCCUCAAGGACGUUAUACCAGUGUCCUCAAUGUCCAAAGACCUUUGUUUUCAAAACAAACAUGAAUCUUCACUGUCGGAAUGCGCAUAACAAUGGGCGUAACUCGUCCGGUGAUUGGGCUUGUGAUAUCUGCGGCAAGACAUUCUACGAAGAAGCGUCUCUGAAGAUACACAGGGGCUGGCACAACCGAACUAACUAUCGGUUGAUUGCCGAUAUCGCACAGGAAGGAGGGGAUCAGAAACGGGUGAAACAGUUCAAACACCCGUCGUCCAAAACUCAAGAUCAAUCGCCCACAGCGAACACGAGUCGGCCGGCUAGGGCGAGAAAGUCCUUUCCCAGUCCGGCACCGUCGAAGGGUAGCGGUAAUUUCCAAUGCCAAGUUUGUAACGAUAAAUUCAACGACGUGGUGGAGCUACGGAAACACUUGUGGGAUGUUCAUUGUGCCCGCAACAAGUCCGAGAAGAAUUUCACCGACGUCAAACUGCAGUGCGACCUUUGCACACAUAUCUUACCUAGCCAGGAGGCGUUCAACAUGCACAUGCAGUGGCACAAAAUUCACCCCAUUUUGACCGAGGUCAACAAGUCUGCCUUCCCCUGCGACAUCUGCGGCAAAAACUACAGUUCCAAGAAGGUAUUGUGGAGACACAAGAAGCUGCAUAAAGCCACGGUGGCAGCCGCUUCCAAGUUCCAGUCCAUGUCCAGAAAGCCUACCGUGUCCAGUCAGUACACGUGUCACGCCUGUCACAAGUCAUUCAGCAGUAAUCAGUCGCUACAGCGUCACAAGAUGAAUUUGCACAUGGACAUGUUCAGCGAACGAGCGCCAACGUUGUUCAACAACACGGCAAAAAUGUCGCCGGUGGAACCAAAACCGAAGAAAGUGAAAUUGGAAGCGGAAGACGUGACGCAGAAGUCAACGACUGUCCUGAACACAAUGCGCGCCGGCGGCAAGAAGGCUGUAAUGUGUCAUGUUUGCAAAAAAUUCUUCCCCAACAUGAGCGUACUCUACAAGCACAAACAGCACGCUCAUACCAAGGCCCGCACGGUGAAGAACGUCGCCAAGAGCCCGACCAUGGAGUUAAUUCCGUUGGCCGGUCCCGAGGGCAGGAUGUCUUGCAACAUUUGUUUCAAAGAGUUCCCUGGUGUGUCGAAUUUGCGGCAGCACUUCAGCAUGAAACAUAAGAACAACACGCUCAAGUACAUCUGCUCUUUCGAGGGUUGCAAGCUGAUGUUCCACACGACGGUAGCACUGAAGAAUCACGAGCUAUCGCACACCUCUAUGAUCUACAGUUGCAAUCUGUGCGAUCGGCACGUGUUUACCAAGCAAGCUAUGUCCAGUCACAUGCUGACCGUGCACAAGACUAUCUACCACGCUGAAGAGAACAAAAACUUCCACAGGGAGACAGACCUGAGCACCUACGUGGUAGAAGGUGCAACGGACGCAACUUGUCCUCAUUGCAAGAUCAAAUAUCCCAACAAGAAAGCCAUGAAGAUUCACUUCUUCAAGUUCCACGAUAGCGCGGAUCGCUAGGUCCGUGUAUUUUUUGUACUAUCGAUGAACGAUUCAGCAAAGAAAUUCUUCUGGGGAGGAAAUUUCAACGAAACGAGUCUAGUGGUCCUAUCAGCGCAGCAAGAUCCUCCAAAUCGGAUAAAUGCUGUCUCAUACUCUUUUCUUUUCUAUUCUGUCGACUUUGAGUUUCUCUGAACUAUGAUGUUCGCACAGACUUUGAGGCGUAUCCCGCCUAUCCUAUUUCGUUUUAUUGACGACGUUUUAAUAUACUUCUACAGGUCGUACUACUCUGUAGCCGAUGACCAAGAGCUAAGUCUGUCUCCUGUUCGGUACAGGCGACAAUUACCCGGUCCACUACUGUACUUGUAAAUAACACGCUAUUGCUGUAGAGUAAUUGAGGUAUAUAAGAAAGAGUCUAUAUAUUUGUUUGAUAUUUCUAUGAGAGUUACUACAUUUUUCAAGGAGAACUUUGUUCGUCGCGUGGUCGAUGAUAUUCCUCUGGCUGAUACUAACAUGUUUGGAGGACAUUGAAUAUUGAUUACAGUACCUAUUAACGCGGCUUGAACCGAUCGUCCAAAUAUCAUAUUUCCUUUUUGGACCAAUUCACCAUGAUGAAAAUAUGAUCUGAAGAAAAUGGACCUUAGGCUGAUCUAGUAACAGACCUAAAGUGCUGCCUCACCAAAGUACAAUACCGAUCAUCGGUUCAAAACGCGUUGAUCAGAGUGCUGGAUUUAAAAUAAUGCGGAAAAGAUGCGAUGCUACCGCGAGUAUGGUUCAUUAUCUUCAUUUAUUUUUUGUUUUUGUUAUUAAGCAAUGGCGUAUCGUAUUGUUUCGAUUACGAUCUAUUAUCGGUCGCAUUUAGUAUACGAGAAAAAUAUUGGAGACGUGCAUUUUUUUCGAGGAUUAACAAAGUUGUAUGUUGUGCCAGCAACAGGUCGGUCCAAUCUGAUUGGUGAUGGUGCGGAAAAGGUUGAAGAGAUUGCAUAUUUCUGGACACUGGAACGGAGAGCUCUGUUGUUUUUGAUUUUAUUAUUAAACGCAUACCUGUAUAUGCAAUGUAUAAGCUGUAGCGUUUUUGCAUAUAGUGAACAAAUAAAGGGAGAACAAAUAAA